AUGACCACUCCCGCCGUCGCAGCUACCACCAUCCCCGAACCCACCAAGCCCAUCAUGAACUCCACCGUCAUCCCCGUGGACAUCGAGAAUGACGGCCCCCUCUUCCCUUCCUCCCUGAUCUCCCCCGAGAUUAUCUCCAUUUUGCCAACAGACUAUACCAUUCGCCCCCUGCGCCGCUCCGACUACAAGCGCGGCUACCUGGAUGUCCUGCGCGUGCUGACGACCGUCGGCGAGAUCAGCGAGGAAGCAUGGGACCAGCGCUACGACUGGAUCGCUUCCCGCAAUGACGAAUACUACAUGCUGGUUGUCUGCGACGGCCAGGACAACAUCGUCGGUACUGGUAGCUUGAUCGUGGAGCGCAAGUUCAUUCACUCGCUUGGCAUGGUGGGCCACAUUGAGGAUAUUGCGGUGGAGAAGAACCAGCAGGGCAAGAAGUUGGGUCUGCGGAUUAUUCAGGCCUUGGACUUUGUUGCUGAGAAGGUUGGCUGCUACAAGAGCAUCCUUGAUUGCUCCGAAGCCAACGAGGGCUUCUACGUCAAGUGCGGCUUCAAGCGGGCUGGUCUGGAGAUGGCUCACUACUACUGA
Messenger RNA from Penicillium subrubescens, 585 nucleotides. It is a transcript of the gene gup1, whose product is annotated as glucosamine 6-phosphate N-acetyltransferase. Gene Ontology annotation, cellular component: Golgi apparatus; endoplasmic reticulum; endoplasmic reticulum-Golgi intermediate compartment. Gene Ontology annotation, biological process: UDP-N-acetylglucosamine biosynthetic process. The coding region runs from base 1 to 585 and encodes 194 amino acids. Gene Ontology annotation, molecular function: monosaccharide binding; glucosamine 6-phosphate N-acetyltransferase activity. Lineage: Eukaryota; Fungi; Ascomycota; Eurotiomycetes; Eurotiales; Aspergillaceae. The record is from RefSeq and is a predicted model, not a curated record. The transcript has 2 exons.